AAGUCCCUCUCGCUCGACCACCGGGUGACUAUCUACCAAUCGCAAAGUCUGUGGUUUGUGGUCCGCCGCCACUUCGCUCCUCGCCCGUCGAAAGGCGAGCGACGCUCUAGGCUGCCUUGUGUUGCUCCUCGCUGCUCCCGGCGGUCUCCGACCCGGGCUGGACUUGGGCAAAGGGACGCGGCGGCGGCGGCUUCCGUCAUUUCUGUCCCGCGCCGCGCCUGGACGGUGCCGCAAGUAUUGACCUCUCAGGCUUCCCCCUAUCCAAGCCCGCGCCGUCUUCCUAAGUCACGGCGGCCAGUUUAUCUCUUAUCCUGACGGUGCUUUAAGCCGUCCUCCGGCCUCCUCCUCCUCCUCCUGGCUGUCUCCCCGUGGCGCCGGCGCUUGCAAGCGCAACCCGCUCCCACCCUUUUCCCCGGCCAAGGACGGCGCUUUUCUCCCAGUCCCUUUGCACCCUCGUAUUUAUUGCCGUUGUCGUUCGCUUGUUACCCAUCCGAUUCCUCAGCAGUUUCGUCCCCUUCCUAUUGUAUAACUUGAAAAUUGUUUUCUUGUAUUUUAAUCUGCAAAACCCCUCCCGGGUGGUGGUGGAGGGGAGAGCAAUUAAAGUCGCGAUUUUCCUUUUCUGGCAAUAGUUUUGCAGAAGUAGUAGCCGUUUGAAUCUAUUGCAAGGGGUUUUGGUGGCACUAAAGACUAAAAUUAUUUAUUCGGAUAUUAUUACCUUCAUUAGGUAGCCGUGACUACCAGAUGACAGUGCUGUCACACACCUUUUUGGCAAAUCUAAUUUUGUUCAUGUGUCAGUAAGCGAACAUAAUUUGUAUGCUUUAUGAUUAGCUUUAAUUCUCUGUAGGCUUCUUGUCUUCCGAAUAGUAGUAAAUGCCUUAAGAAUCAUACUGUACAGAACUGCAGUGUAGCCCUUUUUGUGUGUGAGAGCUUUACUUGGUCCAAACAGAUGCUUAAUUAGAAUAUUUUGCAUUUUCUUCAUUUGUCGCUUAUAGAAAAUUGGUGGAUUUGUUCAUGUUUUAUGUAGUGUUUGUAUCUUUGCCUUAAGUGUAGGGUUUUGCUGGCCAGUAAUAGAGGUGUAGAAAGAAUAGGAAUAUAUUAGAACUGAGCAUCUUUUCUGAACCUAAUAUUUUUCAACCAUUUUGAGCAUGAUGUAGUCCCUAACAUCUUGGUUUUAACCACAGUGAAUGAAAAUUAUGUUAUUUAUUUAUUAUUUAUUAUUUAUUAUUGCGAUUUAUAUGCCACCUUUCUCCCUGGGGACUCAAGGCGGCUUACAAAAUGACAAUUUCCAAUACAAAUCACAAUGAAAUAAAAAUUAAAAUCAGCAACCCUAUUAAAACAAUUUAAAAUUAUAACAGUGUACCCCCAAACGGAUCAGUUAAGUUGACGGAAGAUCCACGUCUUCAGCUCGCGACGGAAGGAAAGAAGGUCGGGGGCUGUCCUCGGUGGGCAAUCCAUUCCAGAGGGUCGGGGCUCCCACAGAGAACGCUCUCCUCCUGGGGGCCGUCAGCCGACAUUGUUUGGCCGACGGUACCCUGAGGAGGCCCACUCUGUGAGAGCGCACAGGACGAUGGGAGAGCGGCUGGAGAUGGUCCUGCAAGUACCCCGGGCCUAAGCCAUGUUAGACCAACAAUAUAUGAAAUUAUUUGCUGCCAGAUAGAAAAAUGAAGAUGUCCUAAGUGAAAUUGCUUCAGUUUUAGGUAUGUAAUAAUAUAGAUUAUAAUGGAGGGUGCUGAUGUUGGAUAGCAUGUUUCAGAAGAGUCUUCCUAAUACCUGGAUUAAAGGGCUAUACAGGGAUCCAUGAGCUCGCAGAAAACUAUACCACAAUAAAAUUGGCUUUCCUCUGUGGCCUAUCUUACCCUGCUACAGGCAAGAUAGCAACAAAUGCUGCUGUUCUUAAUGUGAGCUUGGUGCAGAUUUAGCCAUCUGGCAGAAUUUGCUGUGGUUUUGCACAGGUGUUUUGUGGAGGGAGUCUGGCUAUCAGCUGAUGUCAGUUGGUAAAUGGACUCAUUUGAGGCAUUGGUUUAGUGCUAUUCCAGAAGAGCACUGAACUUGUGCUCAAAAGCUGAUUAGACAGUAACAGACAAAGCAUGGGGAAAGUUGCUCUUUUUCUCUUGCUUUACUGACAGUCACCACUACUGUCAGCUCAGAGAUCUGUCAAGUAUAAGAGAAGAGUCUGAUUGUAAAGAACCAGACUCUCCUGCCCAAAGUGGAUUGGAGGACAAUGCCCAGGGCUAUAUUUGUACUACUUUCAAUGGGCCAGUUGGGUCAGUCUAAUCUACUGCCUCCCCAAGGGAUUACCUGAGUGUACCAGUUGUAUCUUCAACAAAACCUACAGUAUGUUGGGAUAAAGAGGAAACUAUUUUAAUACAAGUUAAGGACAACUCGGCUGCUUCAGGUUUAGAAACCAGAUAAAGGCAAUGCCAGAUAAAGGUUUUUGAAAAAUGUUUAUGAUAGUUUGAUGCAAAUGAAGAACAACUCUUAAAAGACAAUGUUUAUUAAAUAUUAGUAAGCAAUAGUAAGGUUUUCUAAAUUGAAGGACAGAUAAUGCUAGCUCUCUGGAAACAAAAGUUUGCAAAUAAUGUCUAAUGUUAUAAAUACUGUAUGUUUCCACCUUUAUAUUUUGAAUGACUUCUUCCUUUUCCUAUAUCAGCUAUGAUUUUGCACUGGUAUCUGUACUGUCUUAGUUCCAGUAAUAUCAUAGUUUGAAAUUUCUGUACAAACAAUAGUUAAGAGAACUUGUGCUUUUGCUUUGUUUGAUAAAUGACCAUAAUUAAAUGCAUGUAAGGAAAAGAAGAAAUUGUUCUGAAAUGAAUGUUUCUGAUUUGCGAACAGUUGUUUGCAGUCUGCAGUGGUUUGCAGUACGGUAAUUCUUAUUGUAUUGGGUUGAAGUGUUUGAAGGCAAAAACAAUCAAUAUCUGUGGUGUAUCCUCAGAACAAAAAUUCAUCAGUGUUGGAUAAAUGUUUUGUAAUCUUCUGCUUGAGGCCUGUUUGCUUAUGUUAUUCAGCCUUUUCCCCUAAUCCAUACCUUCACUAUGCAUUAUUGCUCAUACAAAGCAGCAAGUUAAAAUCCAUGGAAUGCAUAGUAUAUGUAUAUUGAAAUCAUAAUAUGGAUUUCAUCAGUCUUGACUGUUUUUUUGCCUGCUCAUUUGUUGUAGUCAUAUUUAUUGCUUCAUGCAAGAAACAUGCUCAAAAUAAUGAUAAACAUUAUCAUUGGGAACAGUUGUAAUUUAUUUUAGAAUUGAUUGAGUCUUGAUGCUCCUUACAGAAAUAAUACAUUGCAUUUAUUUUAAUUUAAUUUAGAAUGGGCUUUCAGCUUUGGGGCAAGCUAUUCUUUAAUUGUAUAUCAGGGAAUCAGGAAUUGUAUCAUGAAGGAGAGACUUCCUGUUGCCUAGGUUAAUAGUUAUUGCUUCAUUGGUACAGUUGCAGUUUUCUUCUAUACUGUUUUUGUGAGAAGAAACAGCAGACCCACUUUAGGAAAUUUAGUGGUAGUACACAUUUUGUGUAGAAGCACCUUAAAAGCUUAAAUAAAAGUUCAUUUGAAUAGCUCUUGAUUAUCUUUUAUGGUUAUUUUGCAGCAGCAUAAUGUUUAUAGAAAUGAAUGAGAUAUUCCUAUUCAGAAAAAUUGCUAAUACAUUGAAAUGACUUUCGUAUGUAGGAUUCUUUUUUCAUUCUGCAUUAACAAUGAACAAAGUUUGUUUUGUAUAGGUUAUGCCUGUAAAACUAUAUUAGGGUGCAACUGCAAGUUUUCCCCCCUGUAAAUUAUUGUUUGUUGAUUAAUUGCAGAAUGUUUGGCACUCCAGGUCUGCAGAAACUAAGUGUGAUUUACAGCCAAGCUGGAAACAGCCAGCAAAACAGCCAAAUACAACAUGGAAGACAGGUGAACUUCCUGAGAACUGAAGUGAAAGUAGACAUAGUUUCUAUGAAACCAUAAAUGACUUCUUGGCAUCUUGAUUGCCAUGACACCCAGCACAGGAUUAUGUGAAGAAUGUGGGAAUCCUCCCCUUAAAAAACUGCUGUCAGCCAUGGCUAGGGUUUGCCUAUUGUUUUGACACCAUGGGAACGUGCUGCAGUGGCCCAUGCCGAGACAGGGUUCCAGAUAACCACCCUACCAAGUUUAAGGUGACAAAUGUUGAUGAUGAGGGCAAUGAGCUGGGCUCAGGGAUUAUGGAAUUGACACAGAGGGAGCUUGUUUUGCACACUCAUAAACGUGAUGCUGUUCGGUGGCCAUACCUUUGCUUGCGUCGUUAUGGCUAUGAUUCCAACCUCUUCUCCUUUGAAAGUGGACGUCGCUGCCUGACUGGACAAGGAAUUUUUGCAUUCAAGUGCUCAAGAGCUGAAGAGAUAUUUAAUCUGCUGCAGGAUCUGAUGCAGUGUAAUAGUAUCAGUGUGGUGGAGGAACCUGUUGUCAUUACAAGAAAUGCAGCUGAACUGGAACUAUCCCGGACUCCUCAGACACCCGAUAUCCCAGGCUUUCCUAAUGGGUUCCACAACUUCUCUAUGGACCCCUCAUCUUACCCUGCAGCCUGCCAUGCCCCCAUGAGUGGUCUAAGGCAUUCUUCCCUUGGGGAGGACGCUACACAUGCUCUUAUUAUCCCUGAUGGGCAAUCCCACACCUAUGUAAACACAGCCAGUGGUGAAGAUGAUAUAAGGGGCCACCAUUGUAUGCACUCCUUACCUGAAGUUCAUCCUGCGAUUGCUCAUUCCAACCAUAGCUGCUCCCUGGAGGAUCGAAAUCCCCAGGUUUACCUUCAGCCAGGAGAAGUGAAGUUUGUUUUAGGCCCAAACCUGGGUUAUAGGCACAGGAUGAAAUGUGAUGGCUACUGUCGACCCCACUGGGAGUGCUCAAGGCAUUUCUGCACCCCUCACAACAACAACAACAACGAUUACAAAGAUGAGUGCCUCGCCCCCAAGUGUGUUUAUGAAAACCUCAACGGUCUGCUGCCUUCUCGAGGAACCUUACUUCGUCACGGUAGCGGGCGCUUGAAAAUUCCUCGUGAGGACCUGAAUCCUGCCAGUUGCUCCCAUCGCCGGACCACCCUGCUGCACUAUGAGAACCUACCGUCACUGCCUCCUGUGUGGGAGUGCCAGCCCCUAAGACGGGGCCAGGAUGAUGAGGACUCUGGUGAUGCAAUGACACCUUCCUCCACUGGUUAUCCAGAAAUUGAAGAAGAUGACCCUUUACGAAAUUACAUGAACUCAGAAAGGGUUGCCCUACAUGGAGGCAUGCGUAGAGGAGGUUGCUUGCAACGGCGCCGCAGUUGUACCCCGAGCGUUUUCAAUUUCGACUUCUGCCGGCCCUAUUUGGAGCAGCCAAGGCAGCUCAAUUAUAUCCAGGUAGAACUGCAAGAUGAUCCUUGUAAAGGGCGCCAAAGCAUACCAGUCCCCCAUGUCCCAUGUGCGGUUGCCCAUCCAGCCCACAGGACCAAUUCCUAUGCGGUCAUUGACCAUAAAAAGACAGCAGCCAUGUCCAGCUUACAGAGAGCACUGCCUAAGGAUGAUGGGACUUCCAGGAAAACACGACAUAACAGCACUGACCUGCCUCUGUAAGAAGAACAUUCAACCCAAGCACCUCAUUGUGGCUUUUGUAUCUGCUCUUCAACAAAUCAUGUUACAUAACUGCCAUUUUCCCAUUGUGCCCCCCUGUUACUCAGUGUGAGUCACUGGAAUAGUUUCAUCAAGCUAAUUUAAGAAAUGUAGCCUAUCUGUGCCUCUUCCGAGCCUCCUAUUCCUCUACCAUGUACUUUCUGAAGCCCUGCCAUGUGCUUGAUUACUUGACGGGGCUGAUGGCAGGGUGGGUAAUAGUACAGUUGGAGUGUGAAGGCUAAGGAAACUCUUGUUUAAUUUUUAUUUUUGAACAUACACAAAAUAUAUUUAUUUUCAAAUUUUGCAUUAACUUAUUUUUCAGAGAUGCUGGUAUUUGUUUGUCUGUUUGUUUAUUUAUUCAAGUUAAAGUGCCCAGUAAAUGUAACAUUGAAUUGCUUUGCAAUUAAUUCUUUUCUCCAUGAGAAUCAGAAAAGCUCUAAGAGGGGAGGAGUUGUAUCAUUUUUUAAAACAAAUACAAGGCUAGCCAUCAAAAGGCAGAACAGAGGAGGAGAUUCAGACUGUCAGAAAAAGUAACCCAUGCAAGAAUGGUUCUAAAACCAUUGUGGUCCCAGGGGUGAUUCAACAUGCUGACAAAGCUGACCUUCCUAGCUCCGAUUUCUGACUGGUGGUAUAUCUCAUAAUAUGCCUCUCUCCACCCUCAGAGUAGGAAAAACCGUGGAACUAUAAAUUUCCCUAACAAAUCCUUGGUGAAUGUUUUUAACUGUUGCUGUUUGCCUAACAGUUUGGGAUCGUCUCUAAGAAGUUAAUAUUCUGAUGUUAUGGUACUACAAUAGUUCGCUAGAAUCACAUAAAAGCUUUCCUUCUUCCAUUUUACUUUAUUGCCUCAAAUCCAACACUCUAAUAUUGUCCCAGACAUACUUCAAUAUAUCAGUGAAAUCCAGGCCAUUAUUUGCAAAUAAUUGAUUUU
Pantherophis guttatus is the source of this 6511-nucleotide messenger RNA. NCBI's taxonomy places the organism in Eukaryota, Metazoa, Chordata, Lepidosauria, Squamata, Colubridae. The record is from RefSeq and is a predicted model, not a curated record.